Messenger RNA from Paramecium octaurelia, 8531 nucleotides. The record is from the annotation of a GenBank genome assembly. NCBI's taxonomy places the organism in Eukaryota, Ciliophora, Oligohymenophorea, Peniculida, Parameciidae.
AUGAUAAUUGGCAAAUUAUACGGAUAGUAUUCCUUAUCCAAUCAAGUGUUAAACCAAUCAAUAUUAAUUGAUUUCCAAAUAGUUUAAUAAAUUGAAGUCGACUAAUCAGAUUAGAAUUACCUGACCUUUGGAAUUUGGUCAAAAUACAACCCAUUAGCUAAUGUAAAAUUAAAGGGUGCUUAUGGACUAUUUGACAGUAAUUGCUUUUAGAUAUUAAAUUCAGUCGAUUACACUACUUCAAGUUUGAAUUUUAUUUACUAUGAUUGUAUUUAUGAUACCACAAAAGAGAUCAAAAAAUUCAUAUAGUUUGGAUUCAGUUAGACUGAAUAGUUUAUAUUUUCAUUACAAAUAGAGCAUUCUGAAUAUGAAGAUUUUUGGUAUUUUUUUUAAAUCAUCACGAAUAUCUAGAAAAAAAGUGUAGAAUUAAGAAUUUAUUUUUAAAUUAAUUAGAUAUUUUAAGAAAUUCUCCAGCUCUCUUUGCCUAAUAAGGAUUAGCAAUUACUAUUUACUUUUGGGGGAAGUUUAAAAGUAGAGAAUUCAAACAUUGAAUUAAUCAAAUAAGGAACAAUAUUCUCGCUUUAUCCAGGCUAAUUAAUUUUAUAUAACAAGGAGAUGUAGAGAAUACCUUAAGAUUAUGAUUUUAGGUUGUAAUUUACCGAAUUUUAUAAGGAGAUAGAAAUUUGUGCAUGUGUAAUCGAUUAUGAUAUCGCAAAGAGCAAUGUUCAUUUACUAUUAUUAGAUCAACAGACUAAAGUUUUGCAGAAUAUGAAUUGCAAUUCAUACGUACUUGCUGGAUGGCUCUAGAUAUCACAAGUUCACCAAGAUUCUGAAUAAUUUGUUUAUUAGUUCAUGAAAAUAAGUACAAAUGUGGAUGGAAUAUAAGAUGAAAAUUUAGCAACAUUUCAGUUUUUUUAUCAAAUAUCUCCUGUUCAAAACAAAAUCAUAAUAACAACUUAUAAAUACAAUUUUCCUUCUGUUACCUAAGACUUUUGGAGUAAUCCAUUUAUUAUUAGAAGAGAAUUACUAAUAUAAAAUGCUAUUACUUCAUGGUAAUAUAUAUAUGUAAAUCUGCAAGAAAACGUGUUAGAUUUCUCAAUUAUCUUUUAUGAAGCUUAGAAUACUUAAUCAUAUGAAACCUCAAUUGAUGUUAAGCAAUUUCAUAAUUAUUAAUUAAAAAUUACAUACGGAAACAUUUAAUAAACAAAAUUAGAUUAUUUAGAUGUAAUUGUUAGAGAUUUGCUAUUUAUCAAUUGUGUUUAAGAUUUAAAAUAAUAAAAAUGUCAUUACAGUUGUUAAGAAUGUGAUGGUCCCACUAAGUAUAAUUGUUUAACUUGUUCUGCUGAAUCAAAAAGAAUUUUUAUUCCGGAAUCAAAAUAAUGUACUUGUUAAUUAGGUACCAUCGAUUAUGAUAAUUAAUGCAUUGAUUAUGUAGACUAAAACCUUUAGUUAAACCUUUAGUUUAAUGUUAAACAAACAAGAAAAUUAAAUUGUAAAAUGGGUUACUUUGAAUUUGAUGGAGAAUGUAUGAAAUGGUAAAUAUCAUGUUUAUUAUUAUUUAGCCCUUAAGGAAUCUAUAAAGAUUUCUUAAUUUGCCGUGAUUGUUUUUAAAAUGUAGAAACAUGGAGCUUAAAUCCUGUUUGUACUGAAGUUUUAGAUGUAACUUCAAUAUUUGGUUAAUAUGAAAAACCUAAAAUCGACAAUUUUUAUUUUUAUGAUUCUUCUGACCUAAUCUCUACCAAAACCCAUCAGGAUAAGAUUGAAAUAAUUGGUAUGCAGGAUGAGUUCCAACUUUUUGAAAAUUUCAGAUAGAGUUCAUAAAUUUUCUUCUCUCUUUGCAAUGCAAGAGGAAGCAUGUAUGAUUAAUAAUUAUGUUAUCCUUGCACAAUUAAUUAUUGUUAGAGUUGCGGCUUCACCAUAAAUAAUGAUAUUUUUUGUUUAAAAUGCGAUGAUCAACAUAAACUUGUUGAUGGUUCAUGUAAUAUAUACGAAUAUUUUAAUUAUGCAUCAUGUUUGCCUCCAUAUUAUGCAUCUUUCUCAAGGGAAUGUAAGUUAUGCACAUUAGAGAAUUGCUUAUAUUGUUUUGAAUUUACACUAGUUUCGGAACUUGAAAUUAGCAUUGAAUUUGAUAAUUUAUAUGAUUCUCACGCUGAGUUUGCAAUAGGUUGUAUGUUAUGUGAAAAAGAUUAUAAUUUUAAUUUCAAUUUUGGAAGAUGUUUAAAAAAAGCUCCAUCUAUGAUUAAUUGUCUAGCAUCUGUUACAAAACCAACAAAUGAAGAAAUAUGUUUAACAUCUUCUUUAGAUAAUUUUCAAGUUUCAAGAGAGAUAAAUCGUUGCGAUUCAUUAAUAACCAAUUGUUCUCUCUGUUUUCUUGAUAAUAAUAACAAAUUAACAUGCUUAGCUUGCGAGUCUAAUUAUGUAUUAUUUAGUGGAAUCUGCUAUGAAGGCGAUGAAUAAAGUGCUUCUUAUUCAAAACAAUUCUGGAGUUUGAAGGUAACAAGUUUUUUAACCAACUUUUAUUAAAAUUAUAAUUAUGAAUAACCUCCUGAAUUAAAUCCAUGUGGAGAUUAGUGUGUAACAUGCAAACUAUCAUUAGGGGAGUAUUAUUGUGAAAAAUGCUUUUAAGUAGAUUUAAAUCCGUUUUUAAAACGUAUAAAUUAGAUGUGUAAAUAUUGUUCUGCACUUUGUCAGAUUUGUGAUGAACGAUUUGAAUUUGAAAUCAAAGUAAAUAUAGAUUGAUUUUAUUUAGAAAACGGCACCAUUCCUUUAAACCACAUAUCUCAGGACCCCCUAUACAACUAAUUGUAUUUUCCCUUUAAUAGAUCCUUUUAUUAAUUACAACCCUUAUUUAUAAACUACUUAAUAUUGUUUGGAAGGCGAUUGCAAUAAUGAACUAACUUAUGAAUAUAUUGAAAGAUUAUGUUUUUUUGAUAGAUUUCCAAAAUAUCUAGAUGAUUUAGGAAUUCAAGCUGAAUAUUUGAAUACUAUUGGAGUUGUUUCUAUGACCAUAAUUAUUAGAAUAGAAAUACAAGAUGAAUAUUGUGUUCUCAUGCCUUCAUUAGUAACAACUGCUACUUUAAAAUUUUAAGUAUUUACUUUAUAGGUCAUUCAUUUAAAAUUAUUAGCAACUUACCCCUUUUUCUUAGAAAUUCCUUCUUAGACUUUUAUAUAAGAGUACGAUUCCUUUACAAUGAUUGACUAUGGAAUAGUUUUCCCUUAUUUAAAUAAUUAUGAUCUUAAUAUAAGUAAUAGUUAUAAUGAAGUAAAUUUUACAUUGAUAAACGUUACUAUAAAAAAUAGUUUAAUAUAGAAUGCUCAAUCCCUAUUUAAGACAAAGAACUUUGGUUACGUAGAGCUAUAAAACUUAUCAAUAAUCAAUACUCAAUUUAUAAACUCAUCACUCUUUAACUUUAAUGCAUUUAGCUUAAUUGGAAGUAUUAGAAUCAAUUAAUUAUACUUAUUGAAUUGUAAUUUUACUAACUCAAUUUUAUUUGAAUUCUCUUACGUAUAAUUUCCAAUUUAAUUCAUUAACCUUACUUUGGACAAAUGUUCGCUAUAAAAUUCAUCAAUUUUUAAAUUUUUUGCUAAUAACCCUUUGGAUAUUUAAAUAUAUCUUGCAAGUGUAUCAAUUUUUAGAUCUAAUUUUAAUAAUUCUUAUUUUUUUUAUUGUUCAUAAUAAGUUGAUGUUAUUGCAAAUAAUUUAGUCUUCAAUUUCAAUUAAUUAUUGGAUUCUAUUAUAUUUGGAUUUAGUUCUGGUUUAGAGUCAACUUAUAUUCAAAUUAAUAACAAUAUAUUUAUUGAAUCCUCAUUUAUGUCAACAAUAUAAAUGAUAAGCCAAUAAUUUGUAUCUUGCAAUUUAAUGUACUUAAAAAUAAGGAAUAACAAAUUCCAAAAUUCAAAUUUGUUUCGAUUUUUUUCUUAAUUUCAGUCAAGUGAUCUCCUUAUAAGGUUAGACAAUGUACUUAUUGAAUAUAAUGAAGGAUUAAUUACUCUCAAUCAAGUAAGUUACUUGUUUAACAUCAAUGGCAAGACCAUUAUUUUGAACCACUUUUCAAUUUAUUAAACCAAAAAUGUUUAUAUUCUCUAUUUUUUUGACAGCCAGAAUAUAGAAUUAGAAAACUUUGUUUUUGAGAAUUCUGAAAUCGAAGAAAAGGUAUCCGUCUCAAUCAAUUGCUUAUUAAAUCAAAAUUUUCAAAACCAAAUAAUAUCGAUAAUUGGGUUUAAUACAGUUUCUCUAUCUAAUUUUAAAAUACAUUCUAUCUAAAGUAUGGAUCAAUCAAUAAUUAAAAUCAUGUCUAGUAACUAAUAUUUCUAAGAAUAAACAGGUUAGGUAACAAUAAUAAAUGUUGAGUUUAAUGGAAAUCUUCUACAAUCGCUGAAUGAAAUCAUAUAUUUUUCACUUCUUACACUUAUUUCUGAUAGAACCCUUGAUAUUUUAAUUAAAAAUGUAGUAUUUCAAAAUAAUAUUAUGCAUACCUACAACCAAAAUUCUUUAAAGGAUUCAGCAGCAUUAUUAUAUAUCUCUACUUUUUCAAGUAUAAUUCUAAUAGAAAAUUUAUAAUGCAAAUAUAAUGCAAUGACAAAUUCUUCCAAUUCAUUCAUUUAUGUUGAUUCUAAAUCCUUAAAAAUGAACAAUAUUUAGGUAAGAUUUCACAAUAUUCUCCCUCUAAACAUUUGGAACAAUUAUUAUAAUUUGAUUUAAGUGAGUUAAGACUAGAUUUAGUCACUAAUUAAAUAGAUUUAUUAAAUAAAAACUAUUGGAGGUGCAGCAUAUAUUUAAACAUCCAAUUUUAUAUGUAUCAACUCGUCUUUUGCGGAAAUAAUGGCUGCAAAAAUUUCAGUAUUUGAGAUUGUCACUUCAAGCGAUGGAACAAUAGAGAUGUAAAAUUUAUCUAUUUUGUAAAUAAGAAAUAGUGUUUAGGAAAAUGUUGAAAGCGCAGGGUGUUUAAGUAUUAAUGCUAUUAAUAGUUUCUUGAAUCUUUAAAUUAAAAAUGCUAGAUUUUAGAAUAUUCAAAAUAGAAUGUCCUCAUCAAUAAUAACAAUAAAUCCUUCAUUACUUAAAAACAAAUUGAUAUUCUAAAAUAUGUCGAUAAUUGAUUGUGUUUCAUUAAAAAAUUAGAUUGUUAAAAUUUAGUUUAUUUCUUAAGCAAAUAAAUAACAUUCCAUUUCAUUUAUAGAUUUAAUGAUUUUCUAAAGUUAAGAAUCUUGGGUAAAUUUAUUUUAGAAUAUCGGUAUUUUGUCUGAUUCUGAAAUCCUCGAAAUAACUGGAAAAGAUAACGCAAUAAUAAAUUUAGAGAGUUGUGAUGUUACUAUAAAAAAUCUUAUUUUUGAAGGGAUGCUUUUUUCUAGUGUAAUUAUUUUAAAUAAUAUAAAUACAUUAAAUAUGGUCAAUUGCCAUUUUUAUUAUGUAUAGAACGUAUACACAUAAAAUAUAAUUGUGAUUAGUUAGACGGUAUAAUAAAAGUACUACGUUUCCUUAAGAUCUUUCAUUUUUUAAAAUGGGUCUAUGUAUUUUGCUUAUAAUUUUCCAAAUUAAGAAUACAUAUAAAUAUAGACCACUUAUUUCUUUUCUGGGUGUUCUAUAUAGAGCUUUUCGGUUCAAUCUUUAUAAAAAAAUUACUUUUACAGCAAUAUGAUAUAAUUACUAAAAUAAAACUAAUAGCAAACCUCGAUAUUAUAUGUUAGGAGCUAGUCAAACUUAGGUGUCUUUAUUUUUGAUAAGAUCAAAUUUACAAAUAAUAAUUAUUCAGCAAGUUAAUAGGGAAUCAUCCACUUUGAUGACAUCAAUUUUAAGAAAUUCCAAAUUAUUAGAUUUGAUUGUCAUUCUAAUAUUAUCAACAAAUAUGGAUGUUUAAAUAUUAUUGGAAAUUAAAAUGCUUCAAAUGUUUUAGAAAUUAAAAAUUCAAAUUUUAUUUCAAACCUUGGAACUUAAGGAAUUGCAAUAAAGAGUAGCGAUAUUCUAUUAAAUUUAAUCCAAUGUAAUAUUAUUUCUAACAUUGCGCUUUCAUAAGGUGGAGGUUUAUAUUUGCAACUUUUCACUAAAAAAUUCUUCAUUUCUAAAACUAUCAUAAUUUGUAAUAAAGCACAAGAAGGAGGAGGAAUUUAUUUUGAUUUGGAUAAUGAUCUCUCCAUCAAAACCUAAGUUUAGACUUUCAUUUAUUUCAAUCAGGCUGAAAUAUAUGGAAAUAAUCUAGUUGAAAACCCCAGUUAUCUGUCACUAUAUAUCAAUUCAAAAGCAAUGGCUGCUGUAGAAUCUACAAUAAACAAUAUUUCAACUAGUAUCCUCAGAAUAAAUCCAUAUGUAGUAAUGGAACAAGGAAUUAGAAAAUAGACUGAAAUGCUCAUGAUUCCUAGUACAUAAAUAAUCGAUACUUAUUAAAUAUUUUUUGUCAAGAAGGCCUAAUAUUUAACAUACAUUAAAAGUUUGAACAUUUAUUUCAAAAAUAGCAAGGGAGAACUACUCCAUAAUAUUUAUAAUUCAACUUGUGUAGUAUCAGAUUACAUAGUAACCAAAGGAUAGGAUGAUAAAUAAAAAUCUUCUUCUAAUUAACUCCUCCAGUUUUAAGCAGAGAAUAAUAAUUUUGAACUGACUACUUUAUCUUUUAGACUUGACCCUUAUUUAAAAGAAAAUCGUCACUUAGAAAUUUAAAUAUUUUGCUAAACUCAAUAAUCACAAAAUGGUCUUAAUUAUAUCAUUAAUGCAAAAAGUUUUAAAUGUUAGUUAGGAGAAUUUUAUAUUGAAGAGGGCUGUUAGACUUGUAAAUCUAGCCAAGGAUUUUAUAGUGUAACUUAUGAUGCAAUUAAAUGUUCAGUUUUUGAUAAAACUAAAUUUUAGAAUAUAACUUCUAAUAUGAUAAAUUUGCAAAAGGGGUAUUGGAGACCUAAUUAUCUAUCAGAUGCUAGUGAAAAAUGCUACAAAAAUACAGAAGUUUGUUUAGGAGGAUGGUAAGUAGGAGAUAGCACAUGUAGUUAAGGUCACAUUGGUGCACUCUGCGAAAUGUGUGAUUUAUAUAAUAUAAGAGGACAAGGGUAAUUUUUUAAAAAUUAAUAAAAUGUAUAUUGUGUUUCAUGUUCAAAUGAGGAGAGCAGCAUUCUUCCUUUUGUCUUUGCUUUAAUUUAGUAUAAAAUAUUGUUAACUUUAGGGCAAUAUUAUCCAUUUCGUUAUCACUCAAAAGCAUCAACAAAUCAAAUUCUUUAUUCAACUAGCUUACAGUUUUUUAGAAAACUUUUAGUAAAAUACUAUUUACAUUCAAUUAAGGUAAUUAUAAAUUUACAUUUAGAUCAUGAGGGUAUAUUAAUUAAGAUUUUAUUAAACUACUUAUGGAUAUUUUCUUCAAUAUUUACUUUUAAUCUUAGGUUUUCAUUUUCUAUCUUCUUUAUUGAACAAUCAAGUAAUAGCUUUUAUUUUAUGGUAAAUAAUUUAGAUUGCUAUUUGUCAGAUUUAUCAAUGCAUUUAAUCUACGCUUAAAUUAUUUUUAUAUUAUUAUUGAUGCUGCUACAGUUUUAUGUUACGCUUAUUAUUUCCUUUAUUUAUUAUCAAUUAUCUUCAUAAUAAAUGGAGAGAAGUAUAAUUUCAAAUACCCUUCUUUGCUUAUAUGUUUUUAAUUACGGAGGAUUAAUCAAAUUGUAAGAUUUAGUUUAUAAAUUAGGUUAUGCUCUAAGCUGUCUGUUAGAUAAAUAUCAAAUAUUGAUUACAUUUAAGGAGAUGUUUCAUUAUUAUUUGAUAGUUAAGAACACUAUUUGUGGAUCUAUUUUCUAAUCAUACCUUUAUUACUAAUAUUUGGUUGCAUUAUUCCAUUUUCAUUAUUUUUAUUGAUGUUUCGAAAUAGAUUUCGCCUAUUCAAACUAAAAUUUAGAAAACAUAUCUGUUAUUUAUUUAAUGAGUACAAUGAAAAACAAUAUUUUUGGGAAUAGAUUAAGUUGAUUUAGAAGACAUUUAUAAUAUUAGUAAUAACUAAUUUUGAAAACAAUGUGUUAUUAAAGACAACUUUACUAGGCAUAUGCUUAGAAAUAUAUUAAGUCUUAGCUAAUAAUAGUAAACCUUAUAUUAUUUCGAAAUUUAAUAAUUUAGAUUUAGAAUCAGGGUAAAUUUGCUUAAUAGCCAUUUUUCUUGCAGCUACUAAAUAUGAAACUUAAGUCCUACAAAAUGAUUUUUUUUCCAUGUUACUUUAAAUCAUUUUGAUUAUAUUAUUAUGUCGACUAGGUCUUCCUUUUAUUAAAGAGAUUGUCAUUAUUUAUUCCAAAAAAUAUUCCUUACCAAUUUUGACAAAGUUCCAUCCGGCGUUGAAAUAAUCAAAUAUAAAGUUGUUUAAAUUUAUUGGAAUGUAAUUGGAUUAAGAAUUGGAAAAAAGAAAAAAAUUAUAAAUGAAUAUUUAAAAAAUAAGAUUUUUCUUAUAAACUAAGUUUGGAAGAGGAAAAGAAGUAAUGUAAUUAUUUUAUUUAUUGUAAGAUUUUUUACCAAAAGAACAAUUCUUAAAUCGAAUACAAAUAGCAAGGCAUCUUUUAUCGAGAUUAAUAAUUAAUUAUAAAUUUGA